This is a messenger RNA of Aspergillus thermomutatus, 519 nucleotides long. RefSeq lists its product as uncharacterized. The record is from RefSeq and is a predicted model, not a curated record. Gene Ontology annotation, cellular component: eisosome; plasma membrane. Lineage: Eukaryota; Fungi; Ascomycota; Eurotiomycetes; Eurotiales; Aspergillaceae. Bases 1 to 519 code for a protein of 172 amino acids. Gene Ontology annotation, biological process: protein localization to plasma membrane; eisosome assembly. The transcript is spliced from 3 exons.
AUGCAAAUAAUCACGCCGGUCAUUCGGGCCUUCCAGUUCCUCUUCGCCAUCGUCGUCCUUGGCCUCUCGGUUACCCUUGCCAAAGGCCAACGAUAUGGCUCCGUGCCUGCUGCCACAGGGUACGCAGCUUUUGCAGGGGGUGCUGGUAUUCUGGCGGCCUUGGUCGGAUGCGCCGCUCUCUUUGUCAACGCUCUUGAUGGCAUUGUCAGCUGGACCGUCGACGCUGUAGCAAGCCUUGCCCUUCUGGCAGGUGGCAUUGAAUUCGCCGUCCUUCUCCGUGGCACCAGCUGCUCCAAUAUCGAAACGACUUGGGACAAUGUGUUGCUGAGUGGAGGCUGCACCACCAUUGAUCACCAAAAGACCUGCAUGUCCAGCCCGAGCAAGCUGAAGAGCAGAUGCACAUCCGCCAAAGCGGAUGCUGCGUUUAUGUUUAUCGAUUUCGUGGUAUGCGUCGCCGUUCUCGCCUGUUCUUUCUUGCUAUCGCGCAACCGCAGGUCGAUCAAGGCUGGGGUUGUUUAA